UUUUAAUUAGAUAAUCCAAAGAAAGUUCCUGUCCACAAGAUUCGAGUUCAAGUAUGAUUUAUAUCAUAUAAUACAUAGUUAUGAUAGUAGUAAUAUAAAUAGUGAAUAAUGAAGCCGGUGUCCGCAUCUCCUCUCAGUCCGUCGGUUAAAGUGAAGCUUUUAAACGCUGGUUUCCUCACAUCAGAGGAGCUGCUUCAACUUAAACCUCUGCAGCUCAGUAAAGAGGGAGGUCUGUCUCUAGAGGAGGCUCUGGAGGUCCAGCAGAUCCUCAGAGAAGGAGUGGACCUGCCUGGUGAGGGAGGAGCAGGACUUGGGUCCACUGCCCUCGAGCUCCUCCAGCAGGAGGAAAGGAGCAUCGUGACCUUCUGCUCCAGUCUGGACGCUGCGCUGGGAGGGGGGGUCCCAGUGGGGAAGACCACCGAGCUGUGUGGAACUCCAGGGAUGGGGAAGACACAGCUGUGCCUGCAGCUGUGUAUAGACGUCCAGAUCCCGGAGUGCUUCGGGGGUCUGGGCGGGGAGGCGGUGUUCGUGGACACAGAGGGCAGCCUGGUGGUGCAGAGGGUGGCCGACAUGGCCCAGGCCGCCGUGCAGCACUGCUGCCUCCAGGACCAGGACGCGGAGCAGCGAGACGCCCUGAAGGACUUCACCACAGAGAGCCUCCUGGGCCACCUCUACCUGAUGCGUUGCCAUGACUACGUGGAGCUGUUAGCCCAGGUGCAACUCCUGCCAGACUUCCUGGUCAAGAACCCCAAGGUCCGCCUCCUGGUGAUUGACAGCUUGGCCUUCCCUUUCCGCCGGCACUUCGAGGACCUGAGCGUGAGGAGCCGCCUCCUGAGCGGCCUGGCCCAGCAGCUCAUCAGGAUGGCCAGCCAACACCGAGUGGCAGUGGUCUGGACCAAUCAGAUGACCAGUCAGCUGCGGGGCGGCCAAUGGGAGCUGGUCCCGGCCCUCGGGGAGAGCUGGGGUCACUCGGCCACCCAGAGGCUCCUCCUCCACUGGAGCGGCGGCCGGCGCCUGGCCUCCGUCUUCAAGUCUCCCAGCCAAUCAGAGAGCAGCGUGGCCUACAGCGUCACGCGGGAGGGCUUCAGGGACGCCGGCCCAUUGGCCAGCAGCCCAUCAGGGCGGGAGCAGGACUCCAGCAGCCAAUCAGAGAGCAAGCAGGACUCUAGCAGCCAAUCGGGGAGCAAGCGGCCCAGGACGCAGGAGGGCCAAUGAUCACAUUUAAAGACCCAUUAUUUAACGUUUUGAUCGGGACCCGUUGGUCUGAUCGCGUGCUUUUAUACCCACAUAGCUGUCAGUUCAAUUCAGAUUACAUCUCUUCAUUCAGUGGUCAUGAAAAUCUUGUAAACUGAAUUAAAUUGUUCCCAAACAGCAGUCGACUUCCUGUAAACACAUUCCUCCAG
This is a messenger RNA of Gadus chalcogrammus (walleye pollock), 1403 nucleotides long. It is a transcript of the gene rad51c, whose product is annotated as RAD51 paralog C. Lineage: Eukaryota; Metazoa; Chordata; Actinopteri; Gadiformes; Gadidae. Gene Ontology annotation, biological process: reciprocal meiotic recombination; meiotic DNA recombinase assembly; DNA repair. Gene Ontology annotation, molecular function: four-way junction DNA binding; ATP binding; ATP-dependent DNA damage sensor activity. The transcript is spliced from 4 exons. The record is from RefSeq and is a predicted model, not a curated record. Bases 109 to 1215 code for a protein of 368 amino acids. Gene Ontology annotation, cellular component: Rad51B-Rad51C-Rad51D-XRCC2 complex; replication fork; Rad51C-XRCC3 complex.